AUGAUCAAUCCGCGCACGAAGCAGAAGGAGCGUUUCGGGCGCAUGGUGCUCAUGCACUCGAAUACGCGCGAGGAGAUCAAGGAAGCGGGUGCGGGAGACAUUAUUGCGAUUGUCGGCCUCAAGGACACGACUACUGGCGACACUCUGUGCGACAUGAAAGACCAGGUCGUGCUGGAGCGCAUGGAGUUCCCUGAGCCCGUGAUCAAGGUUGCUUGCGAGCCGAACACCACGAAGGACAACGACAAGAUGAUGGAAUCGCUGGCCAAGCUGGCUGCGGAGGACCCCUCCUUCAGGUACAGCCGUGACGAGGACAGCAACCAGACAGUCAUCGAGGGCAUGGGCGAGCUGCACUUGGACAUCAUCGUCGACCGCCUCAGGCGCGAGUUCAAGGUCGAGUGCACAGUGGGGGCCCCGCAGGUGGCUUACCGUGAGACGAUCACGCAGCCCUUCGAGGGAUGGUUCACGCACAAGAAGCAGUCCGGUGGGUCUGGGCAGUACGCCAAGAUCAAGGUCAUCUACGAGCCGAACGCGGGCGAGGGCUUCGAAUUCGUGAACGCGUGCACCGGCUCCAUGCUUCCAAGGGAGUACGUCCCGGCAGUCUUGAGGGGCACCGAAAUGGAGAUGCUCAACGGGAUCAAGGCCGGCUUCCCGGUGGUGGAUGUGAAGACGACUGUUGUGGAUGCCGCGACUCACCCCGUGGACUCUUCCACAAUCGCCUUCGAGGUUGCCGCCCGUAAUUCGUGGCGCGAGGCGAGUGGCCAAUGCGCCCCAGUCAUCAUGGAGCCCACCAUGGCGGUGGAAGUUACCACACCCGAAGACUACAUGGGCAACAUCAUCGGCGAUCUCAACUCCCGGCGGGGCGUUGUGAAUGACAUUGGCGACCGGGGCAACAUGAAGAUUAUCAGCGCCAACGUGCCUCUGUCUGGCAUGUUUAGCUACAUCGCCGACUUGCGCUCGAACUCGAAGGGUCGCGCCACAUUCUCUAUGGAGUUUUCCGAUUACAAGACCCUGCCCGAGAACAUGGCCGCCGAGCUCUCGGGUAAGUGA
Molecule: messenger RNA, 1047 nt
Organism: Prorocentrum cordatum
Lineage: Eukaryota; Dinophyceae; Prorocentrales; Prorocentraceae
Source: the annotation of a GenBank genome assembly